Anopheles marshallii is the source of this 378-nucleotide messenger RNA. RefSeq names its product adult cuticle protein 1-like. The transcript is spliced from 2 exons. NCBI's taxonomy places the organism in Eukaryota, Metazoa, Arthropoda, Insecta, Diptera, Culicidae. The coding region runs from base 1 to 378 and encodes 125 amino acids. The record is from RefSeq and is a predicted model, not a curated record.
AUGAAGUGCAUCGUAGUUCUUGUCCUUGCCGCGACCGCGCUUAUUGCUGAUGGUUCCGUGAUUCCGCUUGCUCUGGCACCGGGAUAUGCGAUCGCUGCACCGGCCGGUCUUGCCAUUCCCGGGGCCACCGUCAUCCAGUCCAAUCCGGCUCCUACGAUCAUCCACGCUCUGCCGGCACCGAUCGCCGUAGAUGUGUCCGGUACUCCUACACUGCUCCUGGCGCCAUCACCGGCCGGUCCGGCGAUUGUGGCGGUUGCUCCUGCCCCCGCUGCCACGGCCGUUUCAGCCACCCGUGGAGCUGUCCAUGUGGCCCCACUGCCAGGACAUUCCGUGUCGCAGACGCAGCUGAAUCUGGCCGCCGCACCAGGUACUGAGUAG